This is a messenger RNA of Haemorhous mexicanus (house finch), 1104 nucleotides long. It is a transcript of the gene SRSF7, whose product is annotated as serine and arginine rich splicing factor 7. The record is from RefSeq and is a predicted model, not a curated record. Gene Ontology annotation, cellular component: nuclear speck. NCBI's taxonomy places the organism in Eukaryota, Metazoa, Chordata, Aves, Passeriformes, Fringillidae. Gene Ontology annotation, molecular function: zinc ion binding; RNA binding. The coding region runs from base 93 to 845 and encodes 250 amino acids. Gene Ontology annotation, biological process: mRNA splicing, via spliceosome. The transcript has 9 exons.
CGCGCCUCCGCGCGGCGCGGGGGAGGCGGGGGAGCAGGCCAGGGGGCAGGCGCGUGCGGCGGCGCGUGCGCGCGGGCGGCGGAGCCGUCGGGAUGUCGCGUUACGGCCGCUAUGGAGGCGAGACCAAGGUGUACGUGGGGAACCUGGGCACGGGCGCCGGCAAAGGCGAGCUGGAGAGAGCCUUCAGCUAUUACGGACCGCUGAGAACCGUGUGGAUCGCCAGGAACCCGCCGGGGUUCGCCUUCGUGGAGUUCGAAGACCCCCGGGAUGCUGAAGAUGCUGUCCGUGGACUUGACGGGAAGGUAAUAUGCGGCUCCAGAGUCAGAGUGGAAGUAUCCACAGGGAUGCCGCGCCGCUCCCGCUACGACCGGCCCCCAGCCCGGCGCCCCUUCGACCCCAACGACAGAUGCUACGAGUGUGGUGAGAAAGGCCACUAUGCCUAUGACUGUCACCGCUAUAGCCGGCGAAGGAGGAGCAGGUCCCGGUCUAGAUCCCGCUCGAGGUCCCGAGGAAGAAGGUAUUCCCGGUCACGCAGCCGCAGCCGUGGUAGGAGGUCCCGGUCAGCUUCCUAUCGUAGGUCCAGGUCCGUGUCUCCUCGUAGGUCUAGGUCCGUGUCUCCCCGCCGGUCCCGCUCGGGUUCCUUGAAGAGAUCAAGGUCUAGAUCGAGAUCCAGAUCUAGAUCCAGAUCUGUUACAUGGCCGCGGAGCAGGUCUAGGUCUCGUGGCAGAUCGAAGUCUGGCUCACCAGCUAAGAGCCGGUCAAAGUCCCGGUCACCGUCUCCAAAGAGAAGCCGUUCACCAUCAGGAAGCCCUCAACGAAGUGCAAGUCCUGAAAGAAUGGAUUAAAGUUAUGAAGUUAAUCUUUUAGGAAGAAAGUUAUUUUGCUUACAUUAUUAUAAGGGAUUUUGUGGUGUCUUUGUAAAUGUAAGAAUGUAGAUAGAAGAGUAUAUCAACUAAAAUUUGGCAUGAUCUGGGUCUUCUGAGUUAGUCACACCAAUAGACUAGCACAGGUCUCUUUUUAUUGUAUGAAUUAACUUCCUGUGAUAUGAAAAUGUGGGACUUUUUUAUUGGCACAUUGAAAUAAAAUGUGUAUUUUUAACUAAAA